GACCGUAGAAACAACAACACAAAUGGAAAAACAACGAGAACCGACGACAUACCAAAACAAAUGGAAGGACAACGACAGGGACCGAAGAUAUACCAACAAAAAUUGAAAGACAACAACGACGACACACCAAUACAGACGUCCAGGACAAUAGGGACCGAAGAUACAUCAUUACAAACGGAGAGACAAAAACAGGGAAUGCAGUUGCAUCAAAACACACCAGAUGAUGCCUGAUCGAAUCGGCAAGGAAUGACAUUUCGGGAAGAAAUGAAGACGGACUUUUUUAAGGGGGGGGUAACAAACUUUAACGACACAUCUGUAUCUUGGUGAAGCUCGAGAUGAUGGAGACAAAACAAGCGUUUUAGGCGCUCGGAUCUGCUGGAAAGAAGGCGGUGCUCGCAUGAUUAACCUGGAUUGAGAUAGAAGAUAAGUAACCAUGGGGAUAUACCUGAAGAUUGUACUGUCUAGCCUACUGUUGGUCGUACUCCAGCAUAUGGCCAGGCUCAUUUACACCUGUGGAUUUCACAAACAUAUAUACAAUCACCAGCCUGGUCCGUGUAAAUACCUUGAUGGAGUUGAUUUUGGAUCGGAGGAUAUCGCUACACUUCCGGAUGGAAAGGCCUUCAUUACUUCUGGCUUACUGAUGCCAUCUGCCUCAACACUUUUUCGCCAAUUAUAUGCUGACAGAGGGGCCAAAGGUCAGAUUUUUUUCUUCGACUUCAAGGCCCCAGGGUCUGGGGCUAUACCGCUCACCAUACAAGGAGACUUCAACACUUCAGAUUUUCACCCACAUGGUAUCGACUACUGGAAAGACAAAACAUCAGGAAAAGUCUUUAUCUUUGUGGUGAAUCAUCGCAGGAAGUUUGAUGCUGUGGAAAAAUUUGAAUUUGUUCCAACAGCUAAGGCUCUCAAGCAUGUGCAUUCCUAUGUGGACCAAGCUAUAUACUUGUACUUAUACAUGGCUACCUCUAUCAACGGUGCAAUCAAAGUGUUCAAGAGACAGGGAAAUGCAGGGCAGCUUAUAUUUGUACAGGAAGUGAAGUUGUACACAUCUGCAGAUAACCCGACCAUCAAUCCCCUGACUGGACAUUUAUUGGUGGGGGCCCAGCCAAUCCUCUUUAAGACCGCCCACACAUUGGAGGAUCCACAUUUACCCAGUGCAUCACAGGUUUUACACUUUGAGCUAACUGAUGGAAUCCUGUCUAAAACAACAGAGCUCUACGCCAAUGAUGGGAGUGUGCUUUAUUCGUCCACAGUUGCCUCCCUUUAUGGAAAUCAAAUGUUGAUUGGAACCAUUAACCAAAAACUUCUGUUCUGUGAGGUGAGAACCAUGUAGAGGUUCAGCAGACUCCAGGACCCAGGUGCUCAGACUAAGAACCAAAAAAAUAAGGAUUCCAGUAUGCAGAAAGAUAUUUUUUAAUGAUUUUACAAGAAAUUAAUGCAAUCCAAUUUCACAAAAAUUGAUCGGGUAUGAACAAGUUGUAGUCAAUUUAAUACAUUUUACAUACCACUUAUUGAAAAAAAUGUUUUACUUUAGAAUUAUGAAUCUGUGAUUGAUUUGAAUUUUCAUUUGUUAUAUUUGCCAUAUUAUUUUCUUUCAUAGCAUGUAUACCACUUUGAUACAGUCAUGUUACUAAAGCAUGAUUAAAUUAAUUAUUUAAGCAUAAUAAUAAUGAGCGAAUUUGAAAUAGAAAAGCCAUUUUGGUGGGGCACUGGUUGUUCUCUCGAUGGCUACAAUAUUGAUGGCAUAAAUGGAUAUGGAAAUUAGUCAUAUACAAUCCUUUGAAGGACACGGUCUAGUUGGGCAUUGCAAUAUUAAUGAAUAUAUUUAAUUUGAAGUUGUGAUUUAGGAAAAACCUGCAUCUUUGUGUAAGAUAUCAUUUCUCUUACACUCUACAUGUAUAUCUUUACGUAUUCUCUUUACACUGGAAAGGUGUGUCCACACAUUUUCUCUUACAUUGGACAGGUGUAUCCCAUUGGACAGGUGUGUCCAUACAUUUUCUCUUACAUUGGACAGGUGUAAACCACUGGACAGGUGUAUCCAAAAACUUUUUUCUUACACUGUACAUGUACAUCCAACACAUUUAUUUCUUGCACUAAAUGGGUGGGUUUUUUUGUGUGUUUUUUUUUUCACUGCAUAGAUGUAUCAACACAUUUUCCAGUAGGAACUUUCUUUAUCCUCACUUAUGCAUUCCAGUUUGUAGGAUAUACACAGUGUAGGUCUCAUGCUAUCAUGUAGGAUGAUUCUAGUGAAAAAAGUUCGGUCAUAUUACCGGUACUAUUUAAGUAUUUUGAACUUUUUUUAAAAUCUAAAAUGUAUAUAAUCAAUAUAUCUAACUAUUGAAUGUGUGAUCAGGUGACUCGGUGGUAACACACUCCCUUUCUCCAGAGGUGACGUGGGUUUGACGCUCGAAUAUAACGGGAAAAUAAAAGGAACACUGUUAUAUGGGGUCACCUGACCAUGUUUAUUGUCUCCAGGUUCACCGCUUUCCUCCCGCAGUAAUUUAAAGACUGCUGUCCAUGCUUUCAUCCAGACCAACAUUAGUGAUUAUUACGAGUUGUUUUAGUGUUGUUAAAUAAAUUGUAUGUUGGCUGAUUUCAUAUGAAAUUAACCAAAGGAUCGUUAAACCUUUUAUUUGUUGCUAGAUUACUACACAGCACUGCUGUUAUUUGUCCGAGUCUUCACGUGGGUGUUUAGGCCAAAAUGUAUGAUUUUAUGAUAGUUCAAUUAUUUUUGUAAUUUGAAAUUACAAUUCAUGUCUAUUUAGGUUACAUUGUUUUAUUUUUACAUCAAAUGUUUCGUACCAGAUGAUCUCUGAAAUGUACUCAAUGAUCUACAUCAUAACUAACAUAAAGAUACACAUACAAUAAUGUAUGUUGCGUCUAGAUAAUGUAUUGAAUGUAUCGAAGGUUGAAUGAUUGUGAUUUUACUUAAGUUUAUAUCAUUUUACAUCUGCAGAAAAUACCAUAUCCAAGAAUUCAUGUUCAUCUUUGAAGGUCUAUAUACAUGUAUAUAUAUAGUGGACAAAGACUUUCUAUCCUAGUAACAACGACUAUUGCCCAGCUUCCUCUGACCAAACACCAGAGGCAAAGACCUCAAUAUAGCUGUCCAUCAAAAUGGCUUAUAACUGUGUAUGUCUGGCGUUGGG
Molecule: messenger RNA, 3146 nt
Organism: Pecten maximus
Lineage: Eukaryota; Metazoa; Mollusca; Bivalvia; Pectinida; Pectinidae
Product: serum paraoxonase/arylesterase 2-like
Molecular function (GO): arylesterase activity
Source: RefSeq, a predicted model, not a curated record